AAAAUGACUGAAUGUAUAUGGAUUUUAGUUGAUCAAGGAAUAUGUGAAUCUCAACUAGUUUAUGGUGCCGCUAAUCAUGAUAAUACAAAUCUUUAUAUCGGAAGAGCAAGGUUCAAGAAUGACUUGAUCCCAGGAAAAGUUCUAUGGAAUCUUAAAUCUAUUCAUAUAAGUUACGGUGGAUCUGAACAUUCUUUAGGUGUCUUUGAAGUUCUCAUUAAUGAUGGAAACUAUGCUUGGGUUGAAGAUAGCAAUGGAAAUGUUCCACCAAAUGCUGUAAUUGGAGGACGAACAGCAGAUGGAGAAUCUUUGUAUGUGGCACGUGCUAAGCAUCUUUAUUUGACAAUUCCUGGAAAAAUUCAUCCAUCACAUAAAUGUGCUUAUGUUCCAUGUGAUUGGAAAGAACAUGCUAAAAAGACUUAUGAGGUUCUUGUUAGAUUGGAACCGAGAAGUGUCGCUUUUACAGCAUCAAAACCUCAAACUAUGCCAGGAUCAGCUAAUGUGGUUUCAUCUGGAUUUGAAUGGGUGAGGCAUAUGAAAAGUACAGGAUGGCCCGAAAAUGCAAUAAUCGGUGGCAAGUGUAUUGAUGAUGGUCAACAAAAAGACCAAUACAUUGCAAGAACUAAACGUGACUCGAAUAUUAUUGUAGGAUAUGCUUACAAAAAUGGCAAUUUUCAUGGAAUUUUAGAUGGCAGAGAAAUUCGCUCAGAAUGCUUCGAACUUUUUGUCAAAAAAUAAAAAAUUAAGAAAUUGUGAAAUAAAAAUGCAAAAGUUUUAGCAAAUAUAAA
Chironomus riparius is the source of this 785-nucleotide messenger RNA. NCBI's taxonomy places the organism in Eukaryota, Metazoa, Arthropoda, Insecta, Diptera, Chironomidae. The record is from the annotation of a GenBank genome assembly.